AGAGGAUGAUUCUGGAUGCUCUGGGUGUCGGGAUUCUGGGAACGAGUACAGAAGUGUUUCACAAAGUCAGCGAAUAUAGUAAAAUCUACAGUUCCAAGAUAUCCAGCACUGUUUGGGGCCAGUCAGACUUCAGGCUUCCGCCAACAUAUGCUGCUUUUGUUAACGGUGUGGCUAUUCACUCAAUGGAUUUUGAUGACACAUGGCACCCUGCCACCCACCCUUCUGGCGCUGUCCUUCCUGUCCUCAUGGCUUUAUCAGAAGACCUGCUUCCAAGUCCAAAGUUUUCUGGCUUUGACCUUCUGCUGGCUUUCAAUGUUGGUGUUGAAGUACAAGGCCGAUUAAUGCAUUUCUCCAAGGAAGCCAAUAACAUACCAAAGAGAUUUCAUCCCCCUUCCAUAGUAGGAACUCUGGGAAGUGCUGCCGCUGCAUCUAAGUUUUUAGGACUCAGUAGGACAAAGUGCCAAGAAGCCCUUGCUAUUGCUGUUUCUCUUGCCGGGGCACCCAUGGCAAAUGCGGCCACUCAGACCAAGCCUCUUCAUAUGGGCAACGCUGCCAGGCAUGGCUUAGAAGCUGCUUUUCUGGCAAUGCUGGGUCUCCAAGGAAACGGACGGGUCUUAGACAUGAAGACAGGGCUUGGGGCCUUCUAUGCCAACUAUUCCCCUAAAGUUCUUCCAAAUCUUGAUUCCCACACCUGGCUGCUGGACCAGCAGGACGUGGCCUUCAAGCGGUUCCCUGCACAUUUGACCACCCACUGGGUGGCAGAUGCAGCUGCAUCUAUGAGGAAGCACCUUGUAUCAGACAGAGCCCUGCUUCCCAUUGACCACAUUGAGAGAAUUGUGCUCAGAAUUCCAGAUGUCCCUUAUAUCAACCGGCCCUUGCCUGACUCAGAGCAUGAAGCCCGUCACUCCCUUCAGUAUGUGGCCUGUGCUGCCCUGCUCGAUGGUGGCAUCACUGUCCCAUCAUUUCACGAAUGUCAGAUCAACAGGCCACAAGUGAAAGAGCUACUCAAUAAGGUGGAGCUGCAGCACCCUCAAGACAACUUGCCAAGCUUCGACACUCUGUAUUGUGAGAUAAGUGUCACCCUCAAUGAUGGGGUCACCUUCACUGAGCGUUCUGACACCUUCUACGGUCACUGGAGGAAGCCACUGAGUCAGAAGGACCUAAAGGAGAAGUUCAGAGCCAACACCUCUGGGCUACUGUCCCCAGACACAGUAGAAAGACUCAUUGAGAUGGUAGAAAACCUGGAAGACCUAGAAGACUGUUCUGUGUUAAAUAGAUUUCUGAAAGGGCGCUCUCCGCCAGAGGUAGUUACACAGCCUAUCCCGCAGUUAACAGUUACAUCAUACAACCCCUAAGGCUUACCAAUGCCUAAAUGACUUUAGACUGGGGGAAAUACAACGAUUUGCUUUAUACAGCGGGGGUUUGCUCUUGAUGUGCCCAGAAGGUAGAGAGGGUCCUGACACAGAACUGGAAGGAGUCUUGACCUUUAAAUUUUGCUGGGCAGUAUCAAUUAUUUACAGUAAGAUAACAGAUAUGCAAAACACAGGAGAUAUGGAUUUUACAAACAUUAUAAGGCUGACCUGCAAACUGAGGAGUCAGACCUUAACAGGAAACAGGAAAACAGGGAAGGGACUUGGGACCUCAGGAGACGUGCAAGAGGAAACAUUUAUUAAUAGAAAUUGAAGCACUGUGUUGAAAAAUUUCAGUUUGCUCUAUGGGGAGAUAAGUCUCAAGCAACCAAUCAAGAAUCUGCAUGACCCCACUGCUGCUCUCCUAGACCCCAAACAUGAGCACUGCUAGAAAACACCUGGCUGAUUCACCCAGUGGCAACUCUUUUGGGGACCCUUCCCAUGCAGGUGCUGUUCUGUUUCUUCAUCUGUCCUAAUCUCAGGCCUGCUUGCUGCUGGCAGGAGCUGGCCUGUUUCU
Messenger RNA from Condylura cristata (star-nosed mole), 1926 nucleotides. RefSeq names its product immunoresponsive 1 homolog (mouse) (gene ACOD1). The transcript has 4 exons. NCBI's taxonomy places the organism in Eukaryota, Metazoa, Chordata, Mammalia, Eulipotyphla, Talpidae. Gene Ontology annotation, molecular function: lyase activity. The coding region runs from base 6 to 1355 and encodes 449 amino acids. The record is from RefSeq and is a predicted model, not a curated record.